Messenger RNA from Phyllotreta striolata, 2298 nucleotides. The record is from the annotation of a GenBank genome assembly. Lineage: Eukaryota; Metazoa; Arthropoda; Insecta; Coleoptera; Chrysomelidae.
AUGCUUCAAAAUAAAUGUCGUCAUUCGAGUAUAUUACCAAAUGAAAUAUGCUCGUUUUGCAACACGACAACGCCUGAGACCCUUUUAGACAUUUGCUUCGACUACAUCAACAAACACCCGAAAACGAUAUGUAAUCCGGAUUUCUGCAUGAAGGGGCUGCAACUAAUGGAGGGAUUAUCGCUCCCCGUGGAGAUCUGCGAACGGUUACUGAACGUUCGAAACAAUAGUUUAACGCCAGUUGACUCGAAUUUUAUAAAUAUAUUUAGAAACACGGACUGUACUCGAUUGAAAAGGGUCAAAUUAAGACAGUCCGAGUUGCUCGACGAAGAUUUAGAGAUACUUUUAAAACAUAAUUUGUGCGAAUUGGACUUAUCGUUAUGUUCGAAUCUAACCUCGGAUUGUAUCCAAUACAUUACGGAUAAUUGUUCUAAUUUAUUAAGUUUGAGCAUAGGCGAAGACACCGACAUUUUCCCCGUUCGAAUAUUCGGCAAAUUCCCCCUCGACCGCGAACUCUACAACAAGCAAUACAUCUUUCACACCCCCAACCUUAGAAGACUAACCAUUAGAAGUUUACAUUUAUUAAAUCCCGACUUUUUCAUGAUUCUACUCUAUCCCCUAACCAAUCUAACCCACUUAGAUCUAUCGAAUUGCCACGACCUAAACGACUUCUCCUACACGCAACAACUCGUCAAUCUCAACUCGUUGAUAUUGUACAACGUGCACGGCAUCGAGCCGAUGAUACCCGCCAUUUGCAAGCUCACCAAUCUCAAGCACCUGGACAUCUCCCAGUCCCGAGACGACCAAGGCAAGUACGAGCAAGGCGACAAGAUACUGAAAACCAUCGUCGAGAGCCUGCACAAGUUGAUCUCCCUGGAUAUAUCCGGCACGAAUCUGGCCGGCAGAGGCGUAGCGGAGACUCUGAACGAAUCGGUUUGCGACAUACCGGGCUUGACCUCUCGAGCGAACAAUCCCUUCCAAUACCUCGGGCUGUACGAGACCUCGCACGACGCCUGCCUCAGGCACGACAUCCCGGCCAAACUGGUGGCCGGUAACGCGAACGAAGAACAAAUCCUGGUGGCCGCUUUGGCCUACUUGGAUCGCACCGAUAUGCUCCAGAAGGUCAUGAACGAGCUGUUCCACUUGUUCAGGCUCGAGAACAUCGAAUACCUCGGACAGGCUUUGAAUAUCGUGCUGGAAGCGAUGAGCAGGCAUUUGUACGAGAGGCACAUCCAGAUAUCGGGAAGCGCUACGUUGUUCUAUAUAGUAAAAGGCACCGGGCCGGAGUUGCACGACGACGUUAAAGUAAAGAGAAAAAUUAUAACCACUCUAUUAAACGGGAUGAGUAUCCACAAGAACGAUGAUACGAUGAUGAGGAACGGUUGCCUGACGUUGUGCCAGUUCAGGAUACCACAGGACGUGCUGUUCGAUUACGAGCGGCUGGUGAAGAUAUUGCUCUACUCGGUGCACGGAAUGGCGCAGCUGAGCUUCGUGCAAAGGAUCGGUAUAUAUUUACUGAAUUCGCUCGCAUGCCAAGUCGACGGCCACCAGAAGGUGAAAUUGGGCGAAUUGGGGGCGAUAAACAAAAUGAUAUGGUUGAUAAAGGAGAGGUUGGAACGAGGACUGUGCGACGACGUGUUAGAAGUGGCCUGGUCGACGAUGUGGAACGUGACCGACGAAACGCCGUUGAAUUGCAGGAAAUUUCUCGAACAGAAAGGAAUGGAGCACUUCCUGCAAUGUUUAGAAAAAUUUCCGGACAAAGAGGAGCUGCUGCGCAACAUGAUGGGCCUGCUGGGCAACGUGGCGGAAGUGCGCGAGCUGCGGCGCUACCUCAUCACGCCCGAAUACCUGACGGUGUUCUCGGGGCUGUUGGAUUCGCGCAGCGACGGUAUAGAGGUGAGCUACAACGCCGCAGGAGUGAUAUCGCACAUCGCGUCGGACGGGCCCGAAGUGUGGAACGUGCAGGAGCCGUCGAGGCCGUUCGUGCUGAACAAAAUGGUGUCGGCGAUCGAACGGUGGGAUUUGAAUUCGUUGAGGAACAUCAAUUACAGAUCGUUCGAGCCGAUUUUGUGUUUGGUGCAGGUGUUCCAUACGCCCGAGUGCCAGCAUUGGGCCGUUUGGGCCUUGGCUAAUUUGACGAAAGUUUAUCCGGAUAAAUACUGUACCUUGGUGGAGAAGGAAGGCGGAUUGAAGUUGUUGGAGAAGUUAGUCAACCAUCCGGACGUUCCUAAUACAGUGAAAGAUUUGGCUAUUAUCGUUACGAAGAAUUGCGGGAAAUUUCAGGCCUCGCUCGAGGGGUGA